UAGCUAGACAGUUCACAUUUUCUCCUUGAGAGAUUUUUCUUUUUAAAAGCUAAUACCAAAGGAUUCAUUGUAGAUACUGGAGAAGUUUCUUCUGACUUUUUUCCUAACUGGAAAACUGACCAAUAGUAACUAGGAGAAAAAGAUGAGAAACCAAAGCCAACGAAGCAUUAGAAGAAGACAGACCUUACUACCCAGGCAAUGGCUUUAUACUUACAAAUCAACUUUGGACCAGCAAAUUUAGAACCCUUGACAACAAAUCAACUUUGGACCAGCAAAUUUAGAACCCUUGACAACAAAUCAACUUUGAACCAGCAAAUUUAGAACCCUUGACAACAAAUCAACUUUGGACCAGCAAAUUUAGAACCCUUGACAACAAAUCAACUUUGGACCAGCAAAUUUAGAACCCUUGACAAUAUGCUUGUUAGGUCUCCCACCAUGCUAGGCUCCUUCCAGACAUUCAAUAAACAUUUGCUCACACACAGGCAGAACAAACAUUUAACCAAGCAAUUUAAAUGCAUGCUUUAGGGUUCAUUUACAUAUAGUGUAUUAAUUAUUAAAUACCUGUCUCAAUUAAUUAAGCCAUUUGGGUCAAAUUGACAAAUAUUUUACUGGUCUAGUCUCAUAACUUAGAAAAACAGAUAUAAUAUGCUCCUAAAAUGAAAAAACUGUAAGCUAUAAGAUAGUACACACAACAUAACAUUUUUUUAAGUGGGUGCACAUAAACUCAGAAAACUUUUUAAACAUAAAGUACCAAAAAUUUGGUGCUGUUAAUAGUAAUUAUCUCUCUAUAUAAUGAUAAGUCCUCUUCUAUUUUCAUUUCCAGAUUUUUCAACAAUGAACAAAAAAGAAUAAAGAUAAAUAAAACACAUUUUACCAGAUUCUGUUAAAUCCUAUCUUUUGGUUUAUUAACAUGUCUCAGCAGAGAUAGAAACUCCAACAAUAUUUUUUAAUCUUAAGUUUAAAAUUCUGGUGUCACUAUGUAUACUAAAGAAGUAUUUUCUUAAAUGCCUUACAUUUUUAACUCAUAAUCCCUUUCAAGUCAUAAACAGUGACAUUGUUUGAAAUCAUCAUGACAUAGAACAUAUAUAUAUAUAUAUAUCUUAGGUAUUUAAAAAAAAAAAACAGGCUAAGCCAGGAAUGGUAGAGCACACCUGUAACCCCAGCUACUUGGAGGCUGAAGCAGGAGAUUCACUGGAGCUCAGGCUGCAAUGAGCUCUGAUCACACACUACACUCCAGCCUAGGCAACAGAGUAAGACCACAUCUCUAAAAAUAUUUAAGAAUUAAAAAAAAAAAAAAGCCUAAGUACUACAAUAGACAGGUGGAAAUCUUUUCUCUAAAAAAUAUUGACAAAGCUGAACUGCUUAAGAAAGCACAUGAGAAAUUAUAAAGAAAAAGCUACCUAGGAGACUUUCAUGCAGUUAAACUACUUGCAAACCACAGCUUCGUCUACGUCAAUAUGCAACAUUUUUAAACCACACAAAAAGGAAAGGAAAUUUUUAGUAAAGCCAGCAGCCCUGCAAUGGGGUGUUAUUGCUGCAGCUAACUGAACAGUUCAUGCUUCUCUGAUGACUUACAGCUAGGCUCGCUGAAGCCCACAGAAGAUACCCCCAGAUUCUUUGGAUUUCUUUCUCAAUUUAGAGAGUCAUCUUCACUUGCUCUCAAGAUGACAAACAGUUCAUUCUUCUGUCCAGUUUACACAGAUCUGGAGCCACUCACAUAUUUUUUUUAUUUAGUUUUCCUUGUUGGAAUUAUCGGAAGUUGUUUUGCAACCUGGGCUUUUACACAGAAAAACACGAAUCAUAGGUGUGUGAGCAUAUACUUAAUCAAUUUGCUUACAGCCGACUUCCUGCUCACGCUGGCUUUACCAGUGAAAAUUGUCGUUGACUUGGGUGUGGCACCCUGGAAGCUGAAGAUAUUCCACUGCCAGGUAACGGCCUGCCUCAUCUACAUCAAUAUGUACUUAUCCAUUAUCUUCUUAGCAUUUGUCAGCGUUGAUCGCUGUCUCCAGUUGACACACAGCUACAAGAUCUAUCGAAUACAAGAACCUGGAUUUGCCAAAAUGAUAUCAACCGUAGUGUGGCUAAUGGUCCUGCUUAUAAUGGUGCCGAACAUGAUCAUUCCCAUCAAAGACAUUCAGGAAAAGUCAAAUGUGGGUUGUAUGGAAUUUAAAAAGGAAUUUGGAAAAAACUGGCAUUUGCUGACAAAUUUCAUAUGCAUAGCAAUAUUUUUAAAUUUCUCAGCCAUUAUUCUAAUAUCUAACUGCCUUGUAAUUAGAAAACUCUACAGAAACAGAGAUAAUGAAAACUAUCCCAAUGUGAAAAAGGCUCUCAUCAACAUACUUUUAGUGACUUCAGGCUACAUCAUCUGCUUUGUUCCUUACCACAUCGUCCGGAUCCCAUACACCCUCAGCCAGACAGAAGUCAUAUCUGACUGCUCAACCAGGAUUUCCCUCUUCAAAGCCAAAGAGGCCACAAUGCUCCUGGCUGUGUCCAACCUGUGCUUUGAUCCUAUCCUGUACUACCACCUCUCAAAAGCAUUCCGCUUAAAGGUCACUGAGACUUUUGCCUCAUCUAAGGAGAUCAAGGCUCAGAAAGAAAAACCAAGAUGUGAAAAUGAUGCAUAAAAUAUGGGAUUUUUUUCAUGCUAUCACUUUUUGCCUUCCUGGAUUGUAAAACUUACAGUUUUAAAAGAGAAAAAAAGAAUCUCAGUAAGAAAAAAUACAGAAAGCUAGCACACAUGGACCAAAGGUUUACUUAGAAAUCCUGUUUCUAAAUGCAAGCCACACCUAUACUCUUAUGGUUGUUGAUACCCCUUA
Microcebus murinus (gray mouse lemur) is the source of this 2816-nucleotide messenger RNA. It is a transcript of the gene GPR171, whose product is annotated as G protein-coupled receptor 171. Gene Ontology annotation, molecular function: G protein-coupled purinergic nucleotide receptor activity. Gene Ontology annotation, biological process: G protein-coupled receptor signaling pathway. Gene Ontology annotation, cellular component: membrane. Lineage: Eukaryota; Metazoa; Chordata; Mammalia; Primates; Cheirogaleidae. The record is from RefSeq and is a predicted model, not a curated record.